Messenger RNA from Ascoidea rubescens DSM 1968, 5554 nucleotides. RefSeq names its product DNA-directed RNA polymerase II subunit RPB1 (gene RPO21). The record is from RefSeq and is a predicted model, not a curated record. NCBI's taxonomy places the organism in Eukaryota, Fungi, Ascomycota, Saccharomycetes, Ascoideales, Ascoideaceae. The transcript is spliced from 4 exons. Bases 120 to 5507 code for a protein of 1795 amino acids. Gene Ontology annotation, molecular function: DNA binding. Gene Ontology annotation, biological process: transcription by RNA polymerase II. Gene Ontology annotation, cellular component: RNA polymerase II, core complex.
AUCGUUAUAUCCUUCUUUUAAUUCUGAACCAGAUUAAAGGAGUGUAGCAGAUAUAUCUAAGCAUUCAUAUCCAGUUCACUUGCUUGGUAGUCUGAUAUCACACAGAGAAGCAUUUCGUUAUGUUGUCUAGAUUUCCCUACUCCAGUGCUCCACUUCGUACUGUGAAGGAAGUUCAAUUUGGGCUUUUUUCUCCAGAAGAAACUAGAGCUAUCAGUGUUGUCAAAAUUGAAUUUUCUGAAAUCAUGGAUGAAAACAGAAAACCCAAACUAGGUGGUUUAAGUGAUCCCAGAUUGGGCACCAUUGACCCCAGUUUUAAAUGUCAAACCUGUGGUGAGGGCAUGAGUGAAUGUCCAGGUCAUUUUGGUCACAUCGAAUUAGCUAAACCAGUCUUCCAUAUUGGUUUUAUACCCAAAAUCAAAAAAGUUUGCGAAUCUAUUUGCAUGAAUUGCGGGAAAUUGUUAUUGGAUGAAAAUAACUUUGAUAUGAAAAAGGCUAUAAAAAUCAAAGACCCAAAAAAAAGAUUUGCAGCUGUUUGGCGUCUAUGUAAAACCAGAACUGUCUGUGAAGCUGAUGAUGAUCCUGAAAAUCCAAACAUUAUACAUAAAACCGGCUGUGGCCACACUCAACCAACCAUCAGAAGAGACGGUUUAAAACUAAUUGCAACAUACAAAAAGAAAGAUUCCGAUGACGAUAUGGAUCAACCAGAAAAAAAAACUUUGGCUCCAUCUGAAGUUUUAGAAGCUUUUAAACAUAUAUCUCUGGAAGACUGCCGUAGAUUGGGUUUUGACGAAAACUAUGCAAGACCUGAAUGGAUGAUUAUAACCGUUUUACCUGUCCCUCCACCUCCUGUUCGUCCCUCUAUCGCAUUCAAUGAAUCUGCUCGUGGUGAGGAUGACUUGACUUUUAAAUUAGCCGAUAUACUAAAAGCAAGUAUAAAUGUUCAAAAACUAGAAUUGGAUGGUUCCCCACAGCACGUUAUCAUUGAAUUUGAAAACCUAUUACAAUAUCAUGUUGCAACUUAUAUGGAUAAUGAUAUUGCUGGUCAACCAUUAGCCAAGCACAAAUCCGGUAGAGCAAUUAAAUCAAUUCGUGCUCGUUUAAAGAGUAAAGAAGGUCGUGUGCGUGGAAAUCUCAUGGGUAAGCGUGUUGAUUUCUCGGCUCGUACUGUUAUUUCUGGUGAUCCAAAUUUAGAUUUAGAUCAAGUUGGUGUCCCAAGAAGUAUCGCAAGAAUAUUAACCUAUCCAGAAAUUGUAACUCCUUAUAAUAUACAUCGUUUGACUGAGUAUGUUCGUAACGGUCCAAAUGAACAUCCAGGUGCAAAACAUGUCAUUCGUGAUACUGGUGAUCGUAUUGAUUUAAAAUAUCAUAAGAAAGCUGGUGAUAUCCAGUUACAGUAUGGUUGGAGAGUCGAACGUCAUCUAAUGGACGAUGAUCCUGUUCUCUUUAACCGUCAACCUUCUUUGCAUAAAAUGUCCAUGAUGUGUCAUAGAGCGAAAAUUAUGCCCUACUCUACAUUUAGAAUCAACUUGUCUGUUACUUCUCCUUAUAAUGCGGAUUUCGAUGGUGAUGAGAUGAAUCUUCAUGUGCCUCAAUCUGCUGAAACGAGAGCUGAACUACAAAAUUUGGUCGCUGUGCCCUUGCAGAUUGUUUCUCCACAAUCUAAUAAGCCAGUAAUGGGUAUUGUUCAAGAUACUCUAUGUGGUAUUCGUAAAAUGACUCUUCGUGAUAUAUUUAUUGAAUAUGAUCAAGUAAUGCAAAUAUGCUACUGGGUCAAAGACUGGAAUGGAAUUAUGCCACCACCUGCCAUAUUAAAACCAAAACCGUUAUGGACUGGUAAACAAUUAUUAUCAUUAGCGAUUCCCGAGGGUAUCCAUUUAUUAAGAUUCGACGAAAAAACAACUUUGCUAAGUCCAAAUGAUGAUGGUAUGCUUAUUAUCAAUGGAGAAAUAAUGUUUGGUAUUGUCAACAAAAAAACUGUUGGUGCAACAAAUGGAGGUCUAAUACACACGGUAAUGAGAGAAAAGGGCUCCAAGGCUUGUGCUGAUUUAUUCGGUAAUAUCCAAAAAAUUGUAAAUUAUUGGCUACUUCACAAUGGUUUUUCCAUUGGUAUCGGUGACACUAUUGCCGAUGCCGAUACUAUGAAAAAGAUUACAACAACAAUCGCUGAAGCUAAACAAAAAGUUCAAGAUUUAAUUCUUGAUGCUCAAGCAAAUAGAUUAGAAUUAGAACCUGGUAUGACAUUGCGUGAGUCCUUUGAAUCAAAAGUUUCCAGGGUUUUAAACCAAGCUCGUGAUGAUGCUGGUCAUUGUGCCCAAAUGAAUCUUAAAGAAUUAAACAAUGUCAAACAGAUGGUUGUUUCUGGUUCUAAAGGUUCAUUUAUUAAUAUUUCACAAAUGUCGGCAUGUGUUGGACAGCAAAUUGUUGAGGGAAAACGUAUUCCAUUUGGUUUUGCUGAUCGUACUUUGCCACAUUUCACAAAAGAUGAUUUCAGUCCUGAAUCAAAAGGUUUUGUUGAAAAUUCUUACCUAAGAGGAUUAACUCCCCAAGAAUUUUUCUUUCACGCUAUGGCUGGUCGUGAGGGUUUAAUCGAUACCGCCGUUAAAACUGCAGAAACUGGUUAUAUUCAACGUCGUUUAGUGAAAGCUUUAGAAGAUAUUAUGGUUCACUAUGAUGGAACAACCCGUAAUUCAGUCGGUGCUAUUAUUCAAUUCAUUUAUGGUGAAGAUGGGCUAGAUGCAACUCAAGUUGAAAAACAACCUAUUGAUACAAUCCCAGGUUCUGAUAAUAAGUUUGAAAAGAAAUACCGUAUUGAUCUUAUGGAUCCGUCUAAAUGUAUUCGAUCUUCUCUUUUGCAAAGUGGGGAUGAUAUUCGUGGUAAUUCACAAUUACAAGCUAUUCUUGAUGAAGAAUAUAAUCAACUAUUAGAAGACAGAAAAUAUUUGAGAACAAGUGUCUUUCCAAAUGGUGAAUAUAAAUGGCCAUUACCAGUAAAUAUCCGUCGUGUUAUACAAAAUGCACAACAGAAUUUCCAUUGUGACAACGGUGAAGCAAGUGAUUUAAAUUUGGAAGAUAUUGUCAGGGGUGUUCAAGAGUUGUGUUCCAAGUUAACUGUCAUUCGAGGUGAGGGCAAAUUGGUUGAAGAAGUUCAGCAAAAUGCUACUUUAUUAUUUCUGUGUUUGAUUAGAUCUCGACUUGCCUCCCGUCGUGUUAUUGAAGAGUUCAAGCUAAACAAAGCAGCUUUUGAAUGGAUUUUGGGAGACAUUCAAUCACUAUUUCAAAAAUCGAUAGUCCAUCCUGGUGAAAUGGUGGGAGUUGUUGCUGCACAGUCAAUUGGUGAGCCUGCUACUCAAAUGACUUUAAACACAUUCCAUUAUGCAGGUGUCUCUUCUAAAAAUGUUACUCUUGGUGUUCCACGUCUUAAAGAAAUUCUUAAUAUUGCCAAAAACAUUAAAACACCAUCACUUACAGUUUAUUUGAGACCAGAAUAUGCUGAUAGUAAGGUCAGGGCUAAAGAAAUUCAAUCUGCUAUUCAGUAUACUACAUUGAGAAGUGUUACAGCAGCCACAGAGAUUUACUAUGAUCCAGAUCCUAGAAGUACCCUUAUAGAAGAAGAUUAUGAGAUGGUUGAAGGUUAUUUCGCUAUUCUUGAUGAUGCUACUGAAAGAACAUUGUAUCAGCAAUCACCUUGGCUAUUACGUAUCGAAGUUGAUAGAAAAGCGUUGCUUGAUAAACAACUUACUCUAUCCCAAGUUGCUGAAACUAUAAAAAGCACAUUUGGGGAUGACUUGUUUGUUAUGUUUUCUGCUGAUGCUUCAAGUGAUAAGUUAAUUAUACGUUGUCGUGUUGUUCGUGAUCAAAAACUUGCUAUUGAUGAGGACACAGAGGAAGAUAAAAUUGUGAAGCAGAUUGAACAAAACAUACUUGAUUUAUCUCUUAGAGGUGUUCCUGAUAUUGCAAGAGUGUUCAUUUCUAAAAAGAAGGAUUAUGUAGCUGAAGGAGGCGAAUAUGUUCAAGUUAAAAAAUACUUCCUUGAAACCGAUGGUUGUAAUCUUGCAGAGGUUAUGACUGUUGCCGGGAUUGAUUCAACUAGAACUUAUUCAAACGAUUUUGUUGAAAUUCUCGAAGUUUUAGGUAUUGAAGCUACACGAGCUGCAUUGUUUAAAGAAAUUUAUCAAGUUAUCUCAUUUGAUGGUUCAUAUGUAAACUACCGUCAUAUGGCUUUGCUUGUUGAUGCAAUGACUUCCCGUGGUCACCUUAUGGCUAUUACAAGACAUGGAAUUAACAGAGCUGAUACUGGUGCUCUUAUGCGUGCCUCUUUUGAAGAAACUGUUGAGAUCUUAUUAGAAGCUGGUGCAUCAGCUGAGUUAGAUGACUGUGCAGGUGUUUCACAAAACGUUUUAUUGGGACAAAUAGCUCCUAUUGGAACAGGUGCAUUUGAUGUUUUGAUUGACGAGGAUAUGUUGAGUGCUAUACCAAAUAAUUAUAAUUUACCCUCGGCUGCUCUUGUCAAGGGUUCUGACACUUUAGAUGGUGCUGCAACUCCUUACGACUCCAGAUCUCCAUUAUAUGAUGAAUUCCAUGAUGAUAUGGGAGAAUCAGUUCUGUUUACACCUGUUCGUGAUGUAUCACCAACUGAAGGGGGUGGUUUCACUGAAUAUGGUGGAUUCCAAAGUCCAUUCCCUGAUAGGGCUGGAGUGACACCAACAUCUCCUUUCGGACAGUAUCAAAGUUCAUAUGCUCCUUCUUCGCCGUUGUUUUCUUCAACAUCGCCAUCUUACAAUCCUACCUCUCCUUCGUAUCAAACAACAUCUCCUUCUUACUCUCCAACAUCUCCUUCUUACUCUCCUACGUCUCCAUCCUAUUCUCCCACUUCUCCUUCUUACUCUCCUACUUCUCCAUCCUAUUCGCCAACAUCGCCAUCUUACUCACCUACAUCUCCAUCAUAUUCACCUACGUCUCCAUCAUAUUCACCUACAUCUCCAUCAUAUUCACCAACAUCCCCAUCAUAUUCUCCCACAUCCCCAUCAUAUUCUCCCACAUCUCCAAAUUACUCACCCACAUCCCCAAAUUACUCACCAACAUCUCCAUCAUAUUCACCAACCUCUCCUUCCUAUUCACCGACCUCUCCAUCAUAUUCCCCAACUUCUCCUGUAUAUUCUCCUAGAUCCCCAUCGUAUUCUCCUACUUCUCCCAAUUAUUCACCAACUUCUCCAAGUUAUUCUAAUAAUAGAAACUACUCACCUACCUCACCAACUUAUUCACCAACAUCACCAACAUACUCGCCAGGAGCCGCAAGUUAUUCACCAACAUCACCAACAUAUUCUCCCACAUCUCCUAACUAUUCACCAACCUCCCCUGCAUAUUCUCCUGGAUCUCCUAAUAACACUUCAUCAAUAUCGCCCAAUAACGGUUCUCCAAAUUCUCCCACCUAUUCUCCUUCAAAUUCUAACUCUUCUGACCCUCAGGAAGACGUUACAGAUUCUCCCAAUAAAAAGAAUGAUCAAUGAUUUUAUUUUGAAAAUCGGUUUUAUUGAAUUUUAUUUUUGUUUUGUUU